Messenger RNA from Thrips palmi, 2186 nucleotides. RefSeq names its product bifunctional coenzyme A synthase (gene Ppat-Dpck). Gene Ontology annotation, biological process: coenzyme A biosynthetic process. The transcript has 7 exons. The coding region runs from base 325 to 1908 and encodes 527 amino acids. Lineage: Eukaryota; Metazoa; Arthropoda; Insecta; Thysanoptera; Thripidae. Gene Ontology annotation, molecular function: ATP binding; dephospho-CoA kinase activity. The record is from RefSeq and is a predicted model, not a curated record.
UUUCAUAUCUCGCAUUGAAGUGUGUGCGUGUGUGUGUGCGUUUGACGCGCGUGCGUGUGCGCUGUGUGUGUGUGUGCCGUGGGUGGGGUGACGUGCGAUGUACAUUGCCCUCUCAUCGCGAGAUGUGAAGGAUCCGGUAAAUAAGCCCUCACAACGACCUCCUUACGCCUGCAGACCCGUUUGCCGACAGCCACGGUGCAGCGCCGUCCGCAGGUUAUGUUUAUCCCUUCCUUCUGCUAGGCCGAACACUGACUCCGGCAAGGCCGCAAGCCUUGUCGUCGACUCCUCGGCUCCAAGCUGGCUGCCAAAGUGGUCCGUUGCAGCAUGGCCAAGACUGGGCUCCUGGUUGUCACCAACCCGUCACGAGUGGGCCGUGUGCUGCCCGACGUGCAGAAAUACCUGCUCAACAAGCUGUACAUUCAGUACCUGCCCACUCGGCUGUCCCGCUUGCUGACACCGCCGUCGCCGCCAGUGGCUGCACCCAGCCCUGCUGUGUACAGCCGCGCUGUCAUUGGGAUGUACUCACAGACGCUGGGGCACAAUCUCGACGUCGCUAUUCUCCUAGCGUACUUGAAGGAUCCAACGCAAACCAUCAUUCGCACCAAGAAAUCCAUUGACGUUGUGUUUUUUGACCAAGUUCUUAGUAAUGAUGAGAUGAAUGCGUUUCUUAAGAAAUGUCUCGCAAAUGUAUCUGCUGGGUGUGCCGUAGUUUCCUUAGAUAAUGAGAGUAGUGAAACGCCACCUGUGGACACUGAUGCCAAUGAGGCAAUGUAUGACAACGUUGUCCUUGGAGGCACCUUUGACAGGCUUCAUGCUGGACAUAAAAUUCUGCUCAGUGAAGCAGUUCUUCGAUGCAGGCGUAAACUUACUGUUGGAGUUACCGAUGAGUCAAUGCUGAAAACAAAAUGCUUAACAGAGCUGAUUGCAUCAUGCGAGGAUCGAAUAGCUGAUGUUCUUGAAGUUCUACAAGAUUUAGAUCCAAAUAUCGAAUAUGAUGUGGUGCCCAUCAGCGAUCCAUUUGGCCCUACUAUACGUGAGCCUUCUUUCGAGAUGAUUGUUGUGAGCGAAGAGACAAAGGCGGGAGGUCUGAAAGUAAAUGAGGCUCGUGAAGCAAAGUCUCUCAAACCACUGGUUGUACACUCUGUGGAUCUCCUGGUAACCCAAAUCAAACAAGAGCAAGAGGAAGAAGAUAAGGUGAGCUCUGGCAAUCUAAGACUCAGAGUACUUGGAACAAGACUAAAAAAACCAGAGGCAAGACCCAAUUUGCCUCCAUCACCGUAUAUCAUUGGACUAACUGGAGGCAUUGCCAGUGGGAAGUCUUCUAUUGGACGACGGCUGGAAGAAAUGGGUGCAGGUCUCAUAGAUUGUGACUCACUUGCCCACACUUUGUAUGAACAGGGCCAACCUAUCAAAGACAAAAUGGUGGAAUUCUUUGGAAAGGACAUCCUGGAUGCUGAUGGUGAAAUAAACAGAAAAGCACUUGGUCUUCUUGUGUUUAACGACAAGGCCAAACUUACUGCAUUAAACAACAUGGUGUGGCCAGCACUUUGGGAAAGAACCCAACAUGAAAUUGCCAAACUCCAUGCAUCUGGGAAAAACAUAAUUGUCGUAGAAGCUGCUGUUCUACUACAAGCAGGUUGGGAGCAGUACUGUCACGAAUAUUGGGUCUGCAUGAUUCCUCCAGAUGAGGCUGUGAGGAGGCUGAAACGGCGCAACAACUUGCCGGAAGACGCGGCCCGCUCUCGCAUCGCUGCCCAACCAAGCAAUUCCGAGCAGAUCAAGGGUGCCACUACCAUUUUAUCAACAUUGUGGACCUAUGACUUCACUCAGCGCCAAGUUAUUCGUGCAUGGAAGCACCUCCACAACUACCUUGAGGAAGCAGGCAUUAAUAAAGGAAAUAAGUUAUAACUCACAUCCCUUUUUAUUAAUUCUAUGUACUGAGACAUAUUGUGGGAAUUCCAAUUACCAAAAUUGUGAUGUCACUUUUUUUUCUUCUUUUACCUCAUAGUUCUUAUUUGCAUGUCAUGAAGUAUGCAUUUGUACAACAUGUCAACAGCAUGAUAAGAGAUGAUUGUUACUUGAUUCCUGUGUGCUCCAUCUGCAUACACUAAUGUAAUGUAUAUAUGUAAUAUGUAUUCUUUUUGGAUUUUCCUUGGUUUUGUAUUAAAAAUUUUCUUUACAGCCAA